GGAAGCUCGUAGUGGAUAAAUAUAAAAAUAUUCUGACAACACCAACAGCACGGUAUGGAGACAUAAAGUGAAACGAUGGAAUAUUUAAUUAAAAAUGUACUCAGUGAUAUUGUAUGACGAUGAACAGCUGAGUCAUAUGAAGUGAACAUAAAUUGUGAUUCAAAACUAAAACAGAAGAAUAAAAAGCAAAAAUUAUUUGUCUCAAAUUUAAUAAUAGGAAAAUCUUCUUGAAAGUUUAUUAAAAGUGCUUCAAGCAAAAAAGAAAUAAAAAGAAAAAACACAAAGAAAGUGUUGAAACAUGAGCUCAACAAGAUUAAUCACAAAUAAAUUAUGUAAAAAAGUUCACACAGUGUUGUUCAUUCUUCUCUAUGGAUUAUUUUCAACGCACGCCGCCAUAUCAAACAGAAACACAAAGUCAUUAGGUAAUAAAUCACUAGCAACGACAUCAUCAACAUCACAGCCCAGAUUUAUCUCACAAGGACACACAUAUAGGGCCGUUGUAGGGGAGACUUUAACAUUGCCUUGCGAAGUAGAAAAUUUAGGUUCUCUCGUUCUUCUUUGGCGACGUGGCACAAACGUCUUAACUGCUUCGACUCUCAAAGUGACAACUGAUGAACGAAUAAGACUUGUUAACGGUUACAACUUGGAGAUAACAGAGCUCGAGCCACAAGAUGCAGGUGACUAUGUCUGCCAGAUCAGUGAUAAAGUCAACAGGGAUCAAACUCAUACUGUUGAAAUUCUGGUUCCGCCAAGUGUCAGAGCAGUGCCGUCAAGCGGUCAGAUAACAGCAAGGAAAGGUGGAGCUGUCACAUUAGAGUGUAAGGCAUCAGGGAAUCCAGUUCCAUCAAUAUAUUGGACAAAAAAGAGUGGAUCGGGAAAAUCACUGGCACGUAUUGGAGAGGGACCGAUACUAACACUGGAAAAAGUUGAAAGGUUACAAUCGGGUGUUUACCAAUGCACAGCUGAGAACAAUGUUGGUGAACCAGUGACUGUUGACAUGCGACUCGACGUGCUUUAUCCACCGGAAAUUUCUGUGGAAAAGUCUUGGAUACAUUCGGGUGAAGGCUUCGAAGCGCAACUUGUUUGUAUCGUUCAUGCGGAUCCGCAACCAACGGUCUCAUGGUUCCAAAACUCAUUUCCACUACAGCCUACCGACAGACGGAUUAUGUCAUCACGUGGCAACCGUCACUCAUUAAAUAUUCGUCACGUCAUGCAAGAGGAUUUUGGAAAUUACAGUUGCGUUGCUGACAAUUCUCUUGGACGUUCUAAGAAAUAUAUGGAAGUUUCUGGUCGUCCAGGCCCUGCCGAAUUUCACUCUGCACCAUGGAGCAAAUCUCCCGACAGCUACAAUCUUACAUGGAAGGUUGACAGCUAUCCACCAUUGCAGGAAGUGAGAUUACUUUACAGAAAAUUAAUGAUGAAUGAAACGUUCCAACAACCAGCACGUUGGCAUGAUGUUAUCUUGACGCCAUCAUCUCGUCCACUGAACGAACCAUUGACACACGCCAUGUCUUUCACACUGAGAGGUCUACAAUCGGGAUCUGUUUACGAAGCUAUUGUUCAAGCUAAAAAUCGAUAUGGUUGGAAUGAAGUUAGUGAUAUAUUUCAAUUCUACACACAACGCAACCCAUUGGAUCCCCGUGUCGAGGAGUUGGAAUUUGUUGCCAGUUCAACAUCGCGCAAUAAAUCCCAUAAUCAGAUAUCGUCCUAUCGACCAAUUCUCUUAUUGUUUCCUUUUCUUUUAGUUUUGCAAUUAAAUUUGCAUAAGUGGCACUAGUGCUCCAUGCUUCGAAAUUUACAUUUUACAGUGAAAAUAGAUUAAAGCAGCAGCGAAAAGUUUUAUAAGAUAAUGUUUCUAUUUCUACUCCCACACACCACCUCACCCCCUCUCUCCAUCUCUUUUCUCUCUCUCUCUCUCGCACUUGAUUUUUUUUCCGUGAAAAGAGAGAUGGAAAAUUUAAGAAAAUGAAUUGAAGAAUGUGAAAAUAUGUGAAAUAAAUUUUCACAGAAAAAGGUGCAAGGACCGAGAAUAGUUUUCCAAUGUUGAAGCACAGUGGAAGACAACGAGGUAGGAAAGAAAAGUUGUAAAUAUAUCUUUAAAUCAGAGAUAAGUAAGGCAUAAGAGAAAAGAUCUUUUUUCUACCUUUCUACUUUAUUAUUUUCUUCUUUUUUUCUCGUUUUCGUAUCUUUCUAUUAUCUAAAGCAAUCAUAGAGAUAAAAAUCGUUUUCCUUCUAUCAUAAGAAACCUACAAUGUUAGAUGAUAUCUGUUGAUUUCAAAAUGGAAUAAUUUAAUGUACAACUUUCACUUGAGAAACCAUUAAAAGUGUCAAUGAUUGAAGAUGACAACUUGACAUGAUUUGACACUUGGAAUGAAAACUUCUUUCUCAUUCUUUCUUUUCAUCACGUAAGCAUGAAAUCGAUGAGAAUUGAAAAUGUUGAGUGUUCUCAUUAAUAAAAAUUUCCAUCAGCUUUAAUCCCUUUUGAAUAAUAAUUUUGUACAUGAAAUUCAGAUUUUCUACCAUUAUUUUAUAGUUUGAAGUGCAUUCAUGCAUAAAAAAAAUCUUGAAGCAUCCUUAUCGUCAGUUUCGUUCAGAAAAUUUCCAAAAGUUUUUAACAUUAACAUUAUGGUGGUAGCUAAAUGCACAGUGAUGAGAUGAUAUUGUUGUCUGGUGUUGUAAACGAAAUCUUUUGUCUUUCGAGACUUGCUUUUUGCUUCAACUGGUUUGUUUGGAUGGAAAGUUCAUUCGAAUGAGAAUAUUUACGCUGACAAUUUCAUUUCAAAAAGAGAAAGGAAAACUUCUAUCAUCACCCUGCACGAGACUCGCCCAUAAUUUUGAUACAAGAAACCAAAGUUUCCGUUUACGAAAUAGCGGAACUCAUGCAUGGUAAAAGCUCCAUAAUUUAUUCAAAUUGAAAACAAGAUUCGAGGGAAAUAAGAGUGUACAUGCAAUGAUAUUAGAUUGUUCCGAAAAGAUCAAAAAUUAUUCGAAGAUGAAAAGUUUCUCUUCUUCUUUCAUUCUUUUUUUUGGUAAACUUUUUCAAUUUGUUUUCUUCUCAAAAAUUUCUUUUUUUUCUUCUACUUUGCUGGUGCUUUCUGGCAGUCUUUAUGAAAAGUAUAUUAUUCUAUGAUUUACUUUGAAGCGGAACAGUAAAAGAGAAAAAGCUUCGCAUAAAGUUUGUGAGUAUAGAAAAAGUUUUUUUUGUAUUUCUACAGCUGGAGUUGUCAGGACUUUUUUUCUUCUUUAUUUUGUGUACCUACGAAGUAAGAAUUGAAAAAGAUUCGCUUUUCAUCUCCGAAGACGAAUCUAAUUUUCACCUUUGAAAUUUUAAAAAGAAAAUGAAAAGAAAA
Molecule: messenger RNA, 3350 nt
Organism: Clunio marinus
Lineage: Eukaryota; Metazoa; Arthropoda; Insecta; Diptera; Chironomidae
Source: the annotation of a GenBank genome assembly